Orcinus orca (killer whale) is the source of this 4337-nucleotide messenger RNA. RefSeq names its product TIR domain containing adaptor protein (gene TIRAP). Gene Ontology annotation, biological process: signal transduction. The transcript has 5 exons. The record is from RefSeq and is a predicted model, not a curated record. Bases 670 to 1350 code for a protein of 226 amino acids. NCBI's taxonomy places the organism in Eukaryota, Metazoa, Chordata, Mammalia, Artiodactyla, Delphinidae.
AGAUACUGACAUUCCCUCUGGGGUGAAACAAGCUUGGGAAAUGCCAGGUGCUGUAUCCCCGCCUGGGUGCUUCACGCCGCUCAUCAACAUCCCGAGGACGCUAAGAAGUCCCUUCACUCUAAGCCAGGCCUCGCCACCGUUUGCCCGUCACACUCGGCCAGGCGUUAGUGCCCGCGGAGCCGUACCCGCUGGGCCAUGAACUUCAGGGGAGCGUGCCAGGCGCCCCGGCCCCGGGGGCUGCCCUCACGGCUGCCAAGGCCGCCGGCCUCUCCGCCUCACCACUGACUGUGUGUGGCCAUUGGGAAAGUCCGGCAUCAUCUUCCUCACUUGCCUAAAAAGAAAAAAGGUAUAAACGCUUCCCUGGCAAGGCGUCGAGAAGACUCCAUGAAUGAAGUAAGGAGUUUCUUUCUGUGUCCGCGACAGAGAACACAGCCGAGGCUGCAGGUUCUCCUGCAUUUACACAGGAAGUUCUUACAACGAGCUGCCUGCCAGCCGCCCUUCCCCAGAUCCCGAAUGCAACCCUGGCCAGGUGGCGCAGAGAACAGUCACUCUGCUGGUCAUGCUGAGCUCAUACCCUGAUGGAUGUUGGAUGAGGUCAAGACUGGGUCCCCUCCCUUCUCCCACUUUACCAAUGCCUGAUCUCAUGGGGUUAGUUUGGAGCCCACCACUAUGGCAUCAUCAACCUCCAUGCCAGCUCCUUGUUCCAGGUCCAAGAAGCCUCUGGGCAAAAUGGCUGACUGGUUCAGGCAGGCCCUGUCGAGAAAGCCCACAAAGACGCCCGUCUCCCCAGAAAACACCCGCAGUGACGGUUCACAGCCGAGCUCCUCGGACAGGCCCCCACCCCUGGGCCCCAGCUCAGAGGCGUCUCCCACCCCGCCACCGACACACUCGGGCGCCCACGGCAGCAGUAGCAGCAGCAGCGGCCGCUGGAGCAAGGACUAUGAUGUGUGCGUGUGCCACAGCGAGGAGGACCUGGCGGCCGCCCAGGAGCUGGUCUCCUACCUGGAGGGCAGCGCUGACGGCCUGCGCUGCUUCUUGCAGCUUCGCGACGCAGACCCCGGCGGCGCCAUAGUGUCCGAGCUGUGCCAGGCGCUGAGCAACAGCCACUGUCGCGUGCUGCUCAUCACACCGGGCUUCCUCCGGGACCCGUGGUGCAGGUACCAGAUGCUGCAGGCGCUGAGCGAGGCCCCCGGGGCGGAGGGCCGCACCAUCCCCCUGAUGUCAGGCCUCAGCAGAGCCGCCUACCCCGCCGAGCUCCGAUUCAUGUACUUCGUGAACGGCUGGGGUCCCGACGGUGGCUUUCGCCAAGUCAAGGAGGCUGUCACGCGGUAUCUGCAGACCCUCAGCUGACACUUCUCACAUCAACACGGAUGCAGACAGUUGGAGCAAAGCUGGAAAUGGAGUGAGAGGGCCUAGGACCCUGGGUUCCAUACAUGUGCCAAGUUGUGAGGAGUAAGUUUGCAGCACUUUGUAUGUGACCCUGGGAUCAGAUUGUCUGUGGCCUCCAUAACCAUGGGCUCCCAGGAAGGUCCCGGGGAAGCUGGGGACUCCCCCAGGAAGGCCUGGGGAAGCUGGGGACUCCCCCAGGAAGGCUGUGAGGGAGCUGGGGACUCCCCCAAGAAGGCCUGGGGAAGCCAGAAAGUGGAGGUGGAAGGAAGCGUGAUACCAAGACAUCACCCACACGCUGCCUCCUGCGUGACUGGACGUGAAGCCUGGCACAUCGUGCCCAUGUCUUCUUCCCCUGGAAUCGGGCACUGGUGUCUAGGUGCCUUCCUCCUGAAGAGGUGGCUCACCUGAGUAAGGAGCUGGAAGCCUGGACUGCGCGCCUCAGCUGGGGGGUUUUCCCAGUUGCCUGCGGAAGCCCUGAACAGGUGUCAGGAGAGAACAACAGGUAUAGCGUCUUUCACACUCACACUCUUGCCGGCGUCUCCCAGUGAGUCGUUCACUUCCGAAAGCUGCAUGGAAGAUGCCCUCAGCACGUCUACAGGACAAAUACUGUCCUGUAUUUGUUUUCACUGCACGCCUGUCAUUAAAGACUCACACCUAGAAAUGAGUCUGAAGAGGGGACAGAAGAGGGGAGGGAGCAGGUGGGGUAAAGAGGAGGAAAGCUCAGACCCUUUAGCUGGGAUCAAAAGCCCACCCACCAAUGCUCUGAUAUAUGGGGGCCUCAUCAGGCAUCUGGCUAGAACUCCUGCUUUUACAGUAGUUCCUUCACCUCUGCACUCAGAGGAAUCAGUGUAUUUCUUCUGGCAGAUCGAUGGUCUACCUUGUAGGACAGGCAGAGUUUCAUUCAUCCGUUCUUAGUAAAACUUGGUUGUUGAACUGCAAUGAAUUUAUGAUUCCCCUGAUGUGUACUUUUGUGUCUCUCCUCCCUCUUCCCCCACCACAUCUCCUCCUUUUACUGAAAAAAAUGUAUAUAUAUAUAUAUAUAUUAAAUUGAGAUAUAAUUGACAUAUAACAUAUUAGUUUUAACUGUACAUGAUUCUCUAUUUGUAUAUAUUGUGAAAAAAUUUUAUUUUUAAUUACAAAUUAUCUUAUUACAUACAAAAGGACUAAAGAAUAAUGCAGUGUACACUCACGUACUCAACACCCAGCUUAGAAGCCAAACCUCACAAUCCCCAUGUUGCUCCCUUUGUGCCCUUACAUUCUCUUCCCUACUCCCACCAGAAGUAACCACUAUUCUGAAUUUUGAAUUUAUCAUUCUUAGCUUUUCUCUAGAAAUUUAUUACAUAUGUAUGCAUCCCUGACAAUAUAUUAACUUUUACAUGGUUUUACACUUUACAUAAAUGGUGUUAUAUUCUGCAAAUUCCUCUUUUUUUUUUUUUUUUUUUGCCAUGUUUGUAAGAUGUGUCCAUAUUGAUUCAUGGAGCUGCAGUAAAUUCACUUUCAUUCCGUUAUGUAAAUAUACCACUAUUCAGUCGCACAUGUUUUUACAAGUGGACAUUUGGUUGUUUCCAGUUUUUUUGCUGUUGAAAACAAUGAGCCUGUGAGCAUUUUUAUUCUUGUGUAUGUUUCCAAGAGCAAGAUUUUCUAGGAUUUAACCUAGAUGGAGAACAGCUGGGUAGUGAAGCGUGCGCACCUUCAGUUCUGGUAGAAGAUACCAAAUUUUCUUCCAGAUUGGUUGUGCAAUUUAUGUUCCUGCCAUUUGUGCAUAAGAGUUGCCACUUUUGCAUGUUCUUGCUAACAUUUAGAAUUAUCAGAUUUUUUAAAUUUUAUUUUUUUGCCACGCUGCACGGCUUGUGCGAUCUUAGUUCCCUGACCAGGGAUUCAACCCGGGCCCCGGCAGUGAGAGCACCGAGUCCUAACCACUGGACUGCCAAGAAAUUCCCUAGACUUAUCAGUUUUUUAAGUGUUUAAUAAGCUGGUGGAUGAACACUGGUAUCCCAUUGUCAUAAUAUUCUUUUUUUCCUUUUGACUUUUUUUAUUAAAAAAUAUAUAUAUCAUACACUAAAAGGAAGAAGGAAGUUUGAUGAACCCCCAUAUACCUAUCACCCACUUUCAACAAUUACCAACUCAGAGAUAAGCUUUUAUUAAUAAUAACCUUACCCAUUAGUCAACCGAAGAUCAUUUUGAAGCACAUCGCAGGUAUUAUUUUAUUCUAAAUAUUUAAGUAUGUCUCUCUAAAUUAUUAGAAGUUUAAAAAAAAAUGACCACCAUAUAACAGUAUCUUUUAAAGAACAGAAGCUUUAUUUUUUAAUGUGAAAACUUUUAUCUAUUACUUUGUAGUCUGUGCUUUUUGUGUCUUCUUUAGGAAAUCUUCCCUACUCCUGUAGUUUCUUCUGGAAGUAUUUCACAUUUAGGUCUUUAAUCCACCUGGAUGUUUUGUUUGGGUUUGUUUUUGUAGCUCUUGGUUUAUAAGUUAGAGAUACUUUUUUUUUUUUCAUUUGAAUAGCCAUUAUUUACUGACUAGUCCAUCCUUUCCCCACUGAUUGUGAUGUCACUGCUGUUAUACGUUGUCAUACGUGAGGGUCUGCUCCUGGGUUCUCCAGCCUCCUCCCUUUGUUGAUGUAUCCCUGUGUCAGUGGCACCGUGGCUUAUGUACUGUUGUUGUUAGUAAACCUGGAUAACUUAAUAGUCAGCUCUUCCCAUUCCUCUUAAUCAUGAAAAUCACUUCCACCCUUCCUGUUCCUUUACUCUUUCAUGUAAAUUGUUUAUUCAGUUUGUCAGAUUCCAGGAAAAGGCCAGUUAAUAUUUUUAUUGGACUUACAUUGAGUUGAGAGAUUAAUUUGGAAAGGAUAGAUUUUUUAAUUAUAUUGAAUCUUUCUCCUAAUAAAAAUGGCAUGUCUCCAUUUAUUCAUGUCUUUAAAUGUAUUUCAAUAAAAACUUUAUAAAUCUUU